Molecule: messenger RNA, 1419 nt
Organism: Erythranthe guttata (spotted monkey flower)
Lineage: Eukaryota; Viridiplantae; Streptophyta; Magnoliopsida; Lamiales; Phrymaceae
Product: E3 ubiquitin-protein ligase RZFP34
Biological process (GO): protein ubiquitination; ubiquitin-dependent protein catabolic process
Cellular component (GO): nucleus
Molecular function (GO): ubiquitin protein ligase activity; zinc ion binding
Source: RefSeq, a predicted model, not a curated record
AAUUCAAUAUUUUUUUCAAAAUAUAAUGACGAACAUGAUUUUUGUUUAUUAAAAGAUUUGAGAUUAGAAACUACUAUUGAACUCAUGAUAAUAUUAAAUUUUCAGCUUAUUAAAACAUUUGAAAUUAGAAAGGUCAAUAAUGGCAUAAAAUCUAAUUUUACUAUAUCCAGAAAUCAUUGUCUAUAAAUACGCGCGCAACGCGGCACUGUUAGUUUAUUCCAUUAUCAAUUUUCAAAAAUCCAACCACAACAACGUCUCAAUUUUCAUACUCAGAAGCAUAACAAAAGUUUCUUGCAGUGGAGGAAGGAAGAAACGACGCCGUUUUGAGGAAUUCCGGGAGCAAAAAAUAUUGAAUUUAAUCCAAUAUAAAAUUGUCUGAAGAUAAAUGGACAGUGGUUCGGAGAAUCAUAUGUUGUCUCAUUCAUCUGAAGAUGAUGAAUACAGGACUGAGAAAUAUGGCUGCUCGCAUUAUAGGAGAAGGUGCAAGAUUAUCGCACCUUGUUGCAACGAGAUUUUCGAUUGCAGGCACUGCCACAACGAUGCAAAGAACUCGUUAGACGUUGAUCCACUCGAACGACAUGACAUCCCGCGUCACGAAAUAAAAACGGUGAUCUGCUCGUUGUGUGACACAGAACAAGAUGUUCAGAAAACGUGUAUUAACUGUGGCGUUUGUUUCGGAAAGUACUAUUGCUCGAAAUGCAAAUUCUUUGACGACGACGUUUCGAAGAAUCAAUAUCACUGCGAGAAAUGCGGAAUAUGCAGAACUGGUGGUGCAGAAAACUUUUUCCAUUGUGAUAGAUGUGAAUGUUGCUAUUCGAAUUCAUUGAAGGAUUCACACAUAUGCGUAGAGAGAGCUAUGCAUCACAACUGCGCCAUUUGCUUCGAGUAUCUUUUCGAUACUACAAGAGGCAUUACCGUGCUGCCAUGUGGACACACUAUUCAUCUCGAAUGUGUUAAGGAGAUGGAACACCAUUUCCAAUAUGCUUGCCCUGUUUGCUCGAAAUCAUAUUGCGAUAUGACCCCUAUCUGGGAAAGGCUCGAUCAGGAGGUUGCUUCAACGCCUAUGCCUCCAAUGUACCAAAAUAAAAUGGUGUGGAUACUGUGCAACGACUGUGGAGAAACACGCGAGGUGAACUAUCAUAUAGUUGCGCACAAAUGCUUGAGUUGCAAUUCGUACAAUACGAGGCAGACUAGGGGUGGUCAAGCUACGUGUUCGUCCACCAAUGUGUCGGAGAUCGUUAGAUGAGAUCUUAAUUUAUUUUAAGGCUAAUUAAAUUUGAUUUAAUUCAGUUAAGUAGUAUUAUAAUUUAUUUAUUUUCGUGUUCCAUGUAUUCUUCAUUUAAUUCUCUUGUAUCAAGCUAAGUAUGAAUUAUUUACUCUUUUUUCAUUAUGACUUACGAGUGAGGUUUACGAAAUUAU